Molecule: messenger RNA, 4431 nt
Organism: Polyodon spathula (Mississippi paddlefish)
Lineage: Eukaryota; Metazoa; Chordata; Actinopteri; Acipenseriformes; Polyodontidae
Product: protein Hook homolog 1-like
Exons: 22
Coding region: 153-2300 (715 amino acids)
Biological process (GO): cytoskeleton-dependent intracellular transport; cytoplasmic microtubule organization
Cellular component (GO): cytoplasm; centrosome
Molecular function (GO): microtubule binding; dynein light intermediate chain binding
Source: RefSeq, a predicted model, not a curated record
GCAUUCACGUUAGGGCACUCAGUUAUCUUAUUCCCACACAAAACAGAGAAGGUUACGUAAUUUUACACACACACUCUUCUCAGGUGAGGUCAACAGCGGUGUUGGGGGGGUUAAAAUUGCUGUUGACAGGUGUAGAGGAGUCCCUGGACAUAAUGGAAGUAAAUAAAACGGUGCUAUGCGAGAGCCUUAUUAUUUGGUUACAGACCUUCAACACCCCUUCGCCAUGUAAGACUGUACAUGAUCUCACCAGUGGAGUGGCAAUGGCACAGGCUCUUCAUCAAAUAGACCCCUCCUGGUUUAAUGAAGCAUGGCUGAGUCGUGUUAAACAGGAUGUUGGUGACAACUGGAGACUGAAGGUGAACAACCUCAAGAAGGUCCUGCAGCUGAUCGUGGACUAUUACAACGAGGUUCUGGCACAGCAGGUCUCGGAUGUCCUCCUGCCCGAUGUGAAUCUGAUAGCGGAACAUGCACACCCUGUGCAACUAGGGAUGCUCCUGCAACUCAUCCUGGGCUGUGCCAUCAAGUGUGAAAAGAAACACGAAUACAUUCAGAUUAUCAUGACCUUGGAGGAAUCAGUACAGCAUGUUGUUAUGACUGCAAUUCAAGAGCUGAUGAGCAAAGAAACCACGUCUGCUUUUGGAACUGAAGUAACAGGGGAUUUUGAACAGCAGCUGAAGAAAGCUCUGGAGGAGCUGGCUGAAGCCUUAGCAGAGAAGGAUGAGCUUGCUCAAAGGUGUCAGGAGUUAGACAUCCAGGUGACUGCACUACAGGAGGAAAGAAACAGCCUACUGGCCGAAAACGAUGUUCUGGCUGACCGAGCAAACCAGCUGGACUCCUUCGAUGACCCAGCUACACCAUCGGGCAAGAAAUACUGCCAGCUGCAGUUACAGUUUGAGCAGCUGCAGGAAGAAAACUUCAGACUCGAAGCAGCGAAGGAUGAUUACCGAAUCCACUGCGAGGAGCUGGAGAAACAUCUGAUCGAGGUGCAGCACCGCAAUGAUGAGCUGACGAGCCUGGCAGAGGAGUCCCGAGCCCUGAAGGACGAGCUUGACGUUCUGAGGAGCUGCUCUGACCGGGCAGUGAAACUGGAGGCGUCGGUGGAGGGUUACAGGAAGAAGCUGGAGGAUUUGGCCGACCUGCGCAGGCAGGUGAAGUCUCUGGAGGAUAAGAACUUGACGUAUAUGCAGAGCUCAUUGAGCCUGGAGGAGGAGCUGAGGAAAGCCAACGCAGCGCGGGCACAGCUGGAGACGUACAAGAGACAGGUUCACGAACUACACAAGAAGCUCUCGGACGAAUCAAGGCGGGCUGAUAAUUUGGCAUUUGAAAUGAAGCAGUUUGAAGAAAAGUAUGACACUUUGCAGAAGGAGAAGGAGAGGCUGAUCAUUGAGCGAGAUUCUCUUAAGGAAACAAACGAGGAGCUGAAAUGUGCACAGGUGCAGCAACACCAGUUAUUGCAAGCAGGCAUAAUUCCUGCUGGGAGUCCCAGUCAUGACACCCUUGCAGCUGAGAUUCUGCCUAUCGAGUACAGAGAGAAGUUCAUUCGCCUGCAGCAUGAGAACAAGAUGCUGCGCCUGCAGCAGGAGGGCACUGAGAACGAGCGCAUCGCAGCUCUGCAGGGGCAGCUCGAGGAAGCACACCGCAGGAGGAGCGAGCUGGAAACAGAGAACAGGUUGAACCAGGAGCGGAUCUAUGAGCUGCAGCAGCAGGUAGAAGACCUCCAGAAAGCCCUGCAGGGACAAGGAGCUAAAACUGAGGAUUCCAACCUGAAGAGGAAAUUGGAUGCCCAUAUGGUACAACUGCACGAAGCAAAGGAUGAGAUAAUGAAGAAAAAAGAACUUAUUGAGGACCUUCAGCCAGAGAUUGUGCAGAGCUCACUGAAGACUGACGAGCUGCUGGCCGCACUGCAGAAGAAAGAUGAAGACAUGCGAGCGAUGGAGGACAGGUACAAAAUGUACCUGGAGAAGGCUCGCAAUGUAAUACGAGCUCUUGAUCCUAAGUUAAAUCCAGCUUCGGCAGAGAUCCAGUCCCUUAAGAACCAGCUGACGGAGAGAGAGAAGAGGAUCCUCACCCUGGAGCGUGAAUGUGAACAAGCGAAACUGCGAGAAUAUGAGGAGAAACUUGUAGUGACUGCUUGGUACAACAAGAGUGUGAACUUCCAGAAACUGGCAGCGGAGUCAAGACUGUCGGGGCGAGGGGGCAGUGGUACACCCGCGGGACAGUCCUUCUUAGCUCAGCAGCGGCAGGUCACCAACUCUAGGAGAGCCCUUUCCGUGAUUGUGCCUGCAAACACCUCCAAGUAGGGCAGGCCUGGCCCGUGAAGCCCAUCCACUUGGGUGCCCUUAAAUACUUAAAUCUCACGGGGACGGGACUGCAUUUACUUCUCCUGCCUGUUCUGUUGUUUGCUUGUGAAAAAGAGCUUGACACUUCCUCCUCAAGUCCAGCCGUGGCCAGCAUCAGGUAUCUCUCAAGUCUGGUCUGUGUUGCUUGAUAUUUAUUUCACAUGACUCAAUCCAGUGGCUGAGACAGUAACAGUGAUGACCGUCUUUUCCUCUCUGCAUCUUGUGAUUAUUAGACUAUCGGGGGUUAUGAGCUGGGCUUUUUAUCUGCUUAAAUGUUGAUCAGUUAACGUAGAAGGUAAACGAUGCAGGAAAUCAAAAUGUUAUACAGAGUUUGUAGUAAAAAAUAUAAAAAUAAACUCAAACCAUAUUCAUUAUAAUCCUGUGUCCCAUUUUCAAAAGUGAAAAAAAACAACAAUAUUAGAUAUAUUUUUAAAAAGUUUUCUGCAUUUAUUAGGUUCCAAAAAGUUAAUUAUUUGUUUCUGCUAUCUAUUGAUAUAAAUGAUAUUAUAUCAGCUAAGCUGAAUAAAAGUCAGUUCAAUAAAGAUGGCUAAAAGAAUGUUAAAUAAGUAAAAUAAUUAAUACAUUUUAGUAUCGUAUACAUUGAGUAAAGCUUAAAUGUUAUACAAAAAUAAAAAUGUUUGCUUUUCUACAUUUUAUAUACAAUUAAGUUUUCCUUCUUUUGUGUAAGUGAAUUCAGGUAUGUGAUUUAUUGUUAUUUAUUGCCUUUUGUUUUUAUAGUUUACCACCUUAUACUUUAUAUGUAAAAUAUGACCUAAACACACAUUUCCUAUAGCUUGUUAAUGGCAGAUCUGUACCGAAAAAAACAAGAAAAGAUUUACCUUGCUGUUGCAUUUUUCUUUUGAAUAAAGCAGUGAUUCAAUAGCGAACCUAAAUGUGUACCUUUCAAGCUCACCAGUGGGUGCUAGAGAUCUCUUUAUUGACAGUGAGACACUGGUCUGCAGUCUAUAAUAAUAUAGCAGUACUUUUUAUAAUACGUAUGACAAUGUAUGUUCAUUUCCUGUCAGAGUACUGUACACAUUAUCUUUAAAAAAAAUACUCAAAAUCACAGAAUCACUGAAUCACCAGCACCGUUUAAACAAAUGGCAGCAAAUAACAGUGAGCUUGCCGUUUCUACUGUGGAAAAUCAAACCAAAAAGCCUGUUUGUUUCUUAAGCAGUGGCGUGUCUUUGCGUGUCUCAAUCCUGGCUGUCCUGUCAAGUUAGCAAUUAUUUUAUUUAGAACAUAUUCAAAGCAUUUCAAGUGUCCUAUAAGUUCAUUUUGCCUUUGUUCUGAGGACUAUUGAAAAGCCAGGAGUUGGAGAACAAGUUAAUGCCACACACACACACACACACCCCUUUGUGUCGGUUGGUGCUCUGAAGAACCACCCUGUUUGCGUCACAUUUACAGAAGGCUUCUAGAGGUGUUGCUGACUUUUCAGUACCACUGUUUACAUAAUAAUACAUUGACAUUAAAGUUGACUGUGUAUUAAUUUGCUGAUGCACCUUUCCUGCACGCUUCAUUUGCAGUUCAGGUCUACCCAUCUGACCUGUUGUGAGUGUGUGUGUUGUUUUGUUUGUUCUUUGCAUAUGAGAACUUUACAUUUUAUCUCUGUAAACAGUAUUUCAUACUAAAUAAAUAAAUACCUAAAUAAAUAAAGAGAUUAUUAAAUAAAUAAAUAAAUAAAGUUUUUUAAUUAAUCCCAAUAAAUGCAGGUUUAUUGCCGAGCCUUCCUGUUUCCUCUUGUCCAUGUGGCUGGACGUAGGGAUUAAUACCUUUAGAAGCUUGAUGAUUCUGUAGUCUUCCUAGCACAGUCCAGUGGCUGGUUUCAUUCGAAAAACAAUUGCUUGCUGUUUUUUAAAAAAAAAAAAAAAAAGAAAAGAAAUAAUAAUACAAAUGUGUGUGUGUGUGAGGUUUAUGCAGGGCUACAGACUCGAUAAAGAAACUCCAAUACUGUGAGUCUGGUGACAUGCUUUUUUUUCUUCUUUUUUGUUUUAGUAAGGGAGAACGCUAAAUGUCCUAAAAUAAAUGUGCAUGAACUUGAUGUCUUGUGUUAUAGUUUUUUUUUUCGUCAGGAUAAAUUAGAUAGCUGCAG